Cucurbita moschata (crookneck pumpkin) is the source of this 2075-nucleotide messenger RNA. RefSeq lists its product as uncharacterized. The coding region runs from base 154 to 1407 and encodes 417 amino acids. The transcript is spliced from 12 exons. NCBI's taxonomy places the organism in Eukaryota, Viridiplantae, Streptophyta, Magnoliopsida, Cucurbitales, Cucurbitaceae. The record is from RefSeq and is a predicted model, not a curated record.
UUUCGGGUUUGGUCCAAAACACUAUAGAACCCUCGCGGGUAAGGAAGAAUUCUCUCCCCUUCUCUCUCAAUUUGAAUUUUUGCGCGGACGAAUAAGCGCGAGGAAUCUCGUUCGGAUUCUGUGCAAAUUCCGGCGAAGGUAAAGGAGAAAAUAAUGGCAGAAUUGAUGGAAGCUACUCCGUCUGUGUCUCCAAGCGUUGAUGUCCAAGCAGUUCGCAGUUGCAUAAGCGAGCUAGAAGAGUUGCAGAGAUCUUUGGAGGAAGAUGAAGCUUAUACGACGGAUUCAUUAGGUUCUGGGAAGUUACUGAAGGAGUGUUCUCUCCUUCUCGAGAGCAGACUACAGCAGACUCUGUCAGAAUGGUCUAACGUAGAUAGUUUCUUGGGGAUUGAUGAUUUAGACGCGUAUGUUGAACGUAUGAAAGAGGAACUUAUCGCGGUGGAAGCUGAAAGCAGCAAAAUCUCCAAUGAGAUUGAGGUUCUUAAGAGAACCAGUAUAGAAGAUUCGAAUAAAUUAAGGAUGGAUCUUGAAGUAUUAAAAUUGUCGUUAGAUCGUUGUGCAUCACAGGACCCAGAGAAGGCAACAGUUAAUUGCUACUCUGUGAAUGGUGAAGAUCAAAUGGACAUGAUAGUUGAGCGUGAAUGCAAUGCCUUUGAGGUAUUGGAACUCGAUAGCCAGAUUGAGAAGAACGAAAGAACUCUAAAAUCUCUGCAGGAACUAGAUGAGAUAUUUAAAAGUUUGGAUGUUAUCGAACAGGUUGAGGACACAAUUGGUGGUCUGAAGGUCAUUGAUGUCACUGAUAAUUUCAUUAGAUUAUCAUUACAUUCUCAUAUUCCAAACUUGGAAGAGUUUUCAAGCUUACAGAGACUUGAAGGUAUGAUUGAGCCAUCCGAAUUGGAUCAUGAGUUGCUGAUAGAAGUUUUGGAGGGGACAAUGGAGUUAAAGAAUGCUGAGAUCUUUCCCGGUGAUGUCCAUUUGCACGAUAUCAUCAACGCUUCAAAGUCCUUCAGCAAUUCUUCAUUGGAAUGGUUUGUGAGAAAAGUACAAGAUAGGAUUGUUUUAUGUGCUCUUAGGCGAUUUGUUGUGAAGAGUGCAAACAAAUCGAGUCAUUCCUUCGAGUAUUUAGAUCAAGACGAAACGAUAAUAUGUACUAUGAUUGGAGGAAUUGAUGCAGUCAUUAAGGUGCCUCAAGGUUGGCCAUUGUCCGAUUCUCCUUUGAAACUCAUAUCUCUCAAGAGCUCAGACCAUUAUAAAAAUGGAGUUUCUUUAAGCCUCAUUUGCAAGGUGGAGAAAAUGGCAAAUUCCUUGGACGUUGGUCUUCGCCACGACCUAUCAAGCUUUGCAGAUGCUGUUGAAAAGAUAAUGAAGGAGCAAAUGCACUUAGAACUCCAAUUUGACAGUGCUUUAUGAUGAUCUUAUUGGAUAUUUCAAAUUUACAAUCACGCCAAUUGAACACAACGAGAUCCUAUAUUCAGGUAACCAAACUGAACAUCUAUCUACUAAUACAAGUGCCCAGUAACUGAUCAUUUUUCAUGCUGAAAAUUUUCGCUGGACUGCUAAUUGCUAUAAUAUAUAUUCCUUUUGUUUGUAUAGAUUAAAGGCUUUGUUGCUCUGUUGAUUUAUCAUCAUUAUUAUUAUUGAUAAUUAGGAUAUCGGAAGCUGUAUUCUUUGCAUCUUACUCAUAGCCGUCCCAAAAUUAUCUAGAGAAUGUUAGGAAUCUCGAACCUCCAUAAUGCUGUGAUAUUAUCCACUUUGAGCAUAAAUCACGAACCUCCACAAUAGUAUGAUAUUGUCCACAAUGGUAUCAUAUAUAUUCCUUCUAAAUGUUAGAAAUCACGAGAUCAUUAUAAUUUACCAAUUUUAUUAAGUUUUGAAUCUAAGGCUUAGAAUUUGGGAUCUUAGAAAACCAACCGAACAAAAAUUCAACUGAUUGAGAUAUUAUACAUUUAUUCUAGCCUGGCCUAGGAGCUUGGAAGAUAGAUAGUAUCCAAACAAUUCAAGUUGAUACCAAUAUAUGCUGGGAAAAUCUAGCAACUUGAAGGACAUCUCAUUUGUAUGAUUGUCCGUAUCAACAACAA